Molecule: messenger RNA, 5110 nt
Organism: Doryrhamphus excisus (bluestripe pipefish)
Lineage: Eukaryota; Metazoa; Chordata; Actinopteri; Syngnathiformes; Syngnathidae
Gene: ankrd50l
Product: ankyrin repeat domain 50-like
Cellular component (GO): cytoplasm
Molecular function (GO): protein binding
Source: RefSeq, a predicted model, not a curated record
ACAACAACAUUGACAUAAAACAAUGAAAAGUCACAGCAUGGGGAAGUACUGAUUAAAUACUCAUUUACAUAUUAUAUGGACAGGGGAAAUAUGUGUAAAGUCACGUGAUCACGCUCGUAUUUCAUUUUGCUUGUGUGUCUUUCAUACGACGAGUGUGGACUCUUUUGCUUCUGUGCCUCGUUUCGCUCCUGUGUUGAUGAGGAUGCUUAGGACACGCGCAGCUGAUUAAGAGGACCGCCACUCAGAUUUUUGUCCAUGACCCCACUGCAUGGAGCAUCAAGCGCCGACAUCCUGUGGAGUCUCGGAGGUGUGAAUCAGCUGACGCAAGCAGGAAGCUGCAGGCCAGAGGAUCAUGGGACUUGUGGCCGCAGGCCCUGAGCUAAAAGGUCAAUGAGUAGCUCCAGCCUGCUACGGGGCCGCCGCUUUUACUGCCGGGAAUGGGCCCUGGACAAGCUGCGGCGCUGCCUGGAUGCCCGCUCUGUGCCGGGUCAGCCUCCGGGAUUGCUGGUGAUGGGGGGUCCCGGAGCCGGCAAGACCGCCCUGUGCACCGAGGCGGUGUGGCCCGCCUCUGAAGCUGGACAUGCAGCCGGGCUGGCGUCACGAUGCCUAGCCUGGCACUUUUGCCAGCGGGAGGCACAGGGGAGCACGACGGUGUGGCGGUUUGUGCUCGGCCUGGUGGACCAGCUGAGGGCAUCAUCACUGCUCCCGCCGGAAUACUGCAGCCAUCUGGAAGAGCCACUUGCGGCGUCCUCGCUGGACCCCCUCAGCUGCCAGAAAGCUCCUGAUGACACCUUUAAGAGAGCAGUCCUGGACCCCCUGCUGGCCCUCCCCCCGCCCGCCCAGACCCUUAUGGUGCUGGUGGACUCCAUGGAUGUGGGCUACCAGGGAAGCCGAGCAGGCGGGAGGAGCCGGUCCAUCGCAGAGCUCCUGGCGGCCCAUCAGCACCUACUGCCCAGCUGGCUUCUCUUAGUCUGCUCAGUGCGCCGCCACAACAAGACCAUGUGCAAGAUGUUUUCAAGUUUUCGUAAACUGUGCCUGGAUGAUCUACGGAGGCCCGACCCAGUCCACGACGUGCAGCAAUACAUCUUGUGCCGCUUGGACAAUGAAGGGGCACUCCGCCGUCAGCUGACCCCGGACACGGCGGACAUGUUGAAUCUGCUUCACAUCAAAAGCAGCGGCUGCUUCCUGUUCCUGGAGCGGGUACUGGAUGGCGUGGCUGCAGCCGUCAUAGGUCUCCGCGAGAUCCGGGACAUUCCAGGAACUCUGAACGGCCUCUACCUGUGGCUGUGCCAAAGACUCUUCCCCCGGGGGCUCUUUGGCUAUGUCAAGCCCCUCCUAAAUGUCAUCCUGGCCGCCCCCACACCUCUCACGCCUCAGCAGAUGUUCAUGGCACUGUGGACCCACGACAACUUGCUCAGUGUCCAGGAGUUCCAGAACAAACUCGGAACUCUUUCCCCUCUCCUCAUUGACGGUCCGGAGGGCAGCAAAUUACUUUUUCAUGGCAGCUUUGCAGAGUGGCUGACGGAUGUCAAGUACUGCACUCAAAAGUACCUUUGUAGCCGAGCUGAGGGUCACAGCAUGCUCGCCAUGGUUCUGACGCUUCGGGCACCCCUGCUGGACUUGGAGGAAACCGUCCAGCUCGGGGCGCAUUUAAUUUGCUCCGGUCACCAUCAGGAGGACUCCUCCCUUCUGGCACUUUGGAUGAUCUGGGCUGGCGUGCCGGCUUUGAACAGCAGCAGCACCCUCGCCAUGUCAUUAACUCAAGCACCAGUUGUGACGCAGCAGAGAGUCUUUCAACUUCUGAAGAGGAGUGGACUGGUGUCAGGAGCCGAUCUACCUAAUGCGGAUUCUAGUCUGGGACCGCAUUGUGCGCGUGAAGAAACAAACAAUAUGCAGCAAGAACUUGUGAAUAACUGUGGGUUGUCUGCGAACCGACUCAGUUCUACAGACGGACAGACCUUGCUUGCGACCGCGGCCCUCGAGGGUUCCGCAAAUGUAGUCCAAUUUCUGCUGAUGCGUGGAGCUGAUCCUCUCAUCAGCGACCACCAUGGUCAAACAGCGCUGACGUUAGCCUCCAGGCAGGGUCACAUUAGCGUACUACAUGUACUGCUGGAUUGGGCACGAGUCCAGGAUGCUGCCACCGCUGUGAGAAUGAUGGAGCACGUGGACAAUGACGGCUGGACAGCGUUGCGGUCCGCGGCCUGGGGAGGACACAGUGAGGCCAUCAGGCUUCUGCUCGAUGCGGGCGCAGAAGUGGACGGCUGUGAUGCAGAAGGCCGCACCGCCCUCAGGGCUGCAGCCUGGGGGGGGCACGAAGAGACAGUUCUCACCCUGCUAGACUACGGGGCACAGGUGGACAAGGCUGACUGCAAAGGCCGAACUCCCCUGAUCGCCGCUGCCUACAUGGGACACCAUGAGGCGGUGGAGGUGUUGCUGGACCACAACGCAGAAGUCAAUUUGCCUGACGGAGACGGGCGCACCGCUCUGUCAGUCGCUGCCCUCUGUGUCCCGACAGCAGCAGGGGUCAAAGGUUACUGCCAGGUAGCAAGUCUCUUACUGGAACGUGGAGCCGAACCCGGACACAGAGAUCACGAUGGAAUGACUCCACUGCUCCUCGCGGCCUACGAGGGCCAUGAGGACAUAGUAGAGCUCCUGCUGGACACUGGAGCAGACGUGGAUGAGACCGCAGGCCCUGAUGGUGCUGCCCCUGUGGCAGCGGCCGUGACCCCACUGCUGGCAGCUGCAGCGAUGGGCCACAUGAAGACGGUAUCUCGGCUCCUAUUUUGGGGCGCAGCCGUGGAUGCCAUCGAUUAUGAAGGCAGAACCGCCCUCAGCCUGGCAGCGGCGCAAGGAAACACAGAAGUUGUACGAGCCCUCCUCGACCGAGGCCUCGAUGAAAACCACAAGGAUGACUUGGGCUGGACGCCACUCCACGCCGCAGCCUGUGAAGGCCAUCGAGCUGUGUGUGCUGCGCUAACUCAGCAAGGCAGCAUGGCACGAGUUGGCGAGAUGGACAUCGAAGGCCGCACGCCGCUUAUUCUGGCGGCUCAGGAAGGACACCUGAGUACGGUGAGAUUGUUGCUGGACAGACGCUCGCCCAUCGACCACAGGGCCUACGAUGGACAUUCUGCUUUGAGCGCCGCCCUCCUGGAGGGUCACUCUGAGGUGGCUGAGCUGCUAAUGCGGCGAGGAGCUGACACUGAUGUCCGUGAUGCAGAAGGACGACCUCUACUGUACCUCCUGGUCUUGGAAGGUCGGCUUGACAUGGCGACUCGACUCAUCGAGAAAGGCGGGGUGCCUAUGGAAUCUCGAGACUCAGAGGGCCGCACAGCCGUGCACGUGGCCUCCUGGCAGGGAAGUGUGGACAUGGUGGACUUGCUCCUGAAGCACGGGGCCAACCCCAAUGCACAAGAUGCAGAGGGGAGGCCGCCAUUGCAUUCUGUGGCCUGGACAGGACGCCUGGAUAUCGGGCGCCAUCUUCUUGGAGCAAGUAGCAUCAACAUAGAUCUCGCUUGCCGCCAGGGAGCGACAGCUCUGAGCAUCGCAGCCCAGGAAGGACACACUAAUGUCGUCUCAAUGCUCCUGGAGCGAGGUGCGAACCCCAAUCAUGUAGACCAAUAUGGUCGCACUCCCAUGAAAGUGGCAAGGAAGCGUGGACAUGCGCAUGUGGUCUCCCUCUUAGAGCGCUUUGGAGCCAAACCAUGUCCAGGUGUGCUGCCCAGAACCUGCAUCGUCUCUAACGCCAAGGUCAACAAGACAUCCUCCUCAAACAUUUCAGGCCGUAAUGGAGCUCAAGCUGUGAACUCCUCAUCCUCCUCGCCGUCUUCUCUAGGUUCCACCGCAGAGCGAUUCCACUCCACUCACAGCUCACAGACAUCCUCAACCGGAUGCUCCAUGGCCACCACGCAAACAGUCCCGGCCGACAGUCUCAGCUUUAUCCAGCAAAUCCAGCAGCAUUCAUUGCCCCGCAGCCGCAGCCGACCCUCUACACUCCCCCCACCAGGGGGCUCAGGUGCGGGCAGCAACCGGAGGCCUCCCAAAAGCAGCCCCCCACCAACCCUCUGCACCGUGACCGCCAUGGUCCACAACUGUGAGUGUCCUCCAAAGGUCUCAUCAUAUGGACUGGACUAUCAGGACAGAAUGAACCAGCAGAACCUAAGCCAAAUGACUGGUGCUAAAACUGUAAACGGUGCCCCUGCUGGAUUCCCAGCCAAGAUCCAGUACCCCCAUCACAAAGAGGCUUGGGAUCCUCCACCCAAACGAAACACUCUGUCACCUGCUCACUUUAGCUUUAGCCCAGUGUCGCCCUCUCGUGCCUCGCCAGGGGACAUGCUCACAAUGAAAACUUCAGACCCCCAGCUGAACCUCAAACAGGCCAUUAAGCUGCAGUUUGAGGGUCCCACCAGCGCAGCCUUUUACAAGAGAGAAACCCCCUUGUGAGCGCCCCCCAAGACAGGGUUGUGACAAUAAUACAAACACAGAAAAAUUAACUACACAACCAGUCAAGAUAUUGUAAUAAUUCGUAAAGGCUUUUGAGUGGUGAAACAAUAUUACUUAUUUUAUUAUGAUUUGGGAAAAAAAAUGUUUGUUGAGCAGAGCUCACAUACCCACACACACUGAGGCCUUCCUUUGUCGUCAGGCUUGUCGUUCUGUUUUGUCUUAUUUUUUUGUUAUUCUAAUUUAUUUGAAUGGAUUUGAGACUGAGCCAGUAACUGUUGAAUAAUGCUGUUAGCUAUUUUAAUACUCAUAUGUCAGUUACUGUAUGGGUCAGUGAACACAUAACACUGCUUUAUAAGGAUAUUGUUGCCUUUUUGUUUACUGGAUCACACUGUUAAUAUUUUCACCAUCUUGUUUGGCUACAUAAGAAACUAUGCAGCAAAUUACAAGCCAAUAAAACACUUUGUUAAAUGAGAUGAUGCACACAUUGAUACAUUUUGUUGUCAUUGUGUGUCAAUAUACUGUAUGCCAAACUAUCCCAAAAAACAUCUUAACUCUGUGUUAUAGGUGAAGCAAAUAUUAUAUCUUAUUAAUAACUAAUGUAUUUUUUACAGUAUGCCCAAAGCCAAUAAAAAUAAGAUAUGCUGCACUUUGGACGUUGGUGUUUUACAGU